CACCCUUCAUCGGUUGCGGUGAUGGCAUUUUACCCAGAUUUUCAAUGUACCCGGAGACUGGUGCAACUCAUUCUUACCAGUCGACGAAAACCAAACACAAAUACCAUGUCAGCAAUGAAGGAAUGUGCACAUGUUCUCCGACAAGUACUAAACUCACCACAGCAUCCCAUCGUGAAAACAUGGUGCCUUGAAAUUAUCAAAAUUGUGAGCAGUUGCAUGGUAAGUUGCUUAAAAGUUUACGUUUCAAAAAAACCCACUGCAACAUCAUUGCUGAGAGAACCGGUUGAAGAAACAGCUGUGGAAAAUGAAGAGCGUAUCAACGACGAUUAUUUGGAACUUCAAGAUCAAAUAGUCUGUGGAUUACUUCCUUGCACAAAAGAAGAUGCUGCUCAGUUAGCUGGUAUACAAGUCUGUAUUGAAGAAAACUGGCCAAAAAACAAACGCACUCAAACGUUUCGCCGUCAUUUGCUUCGCGGUCAAAUUGGAAGAAUCAGAGAACUAGCGCAGAAAAUAAUGGUUACGCCUUGGGAAGUUGACCAAACGUUGUACUGUGCUCCUCCAACGCAACGUGAUAGCGAAACUCUUACACUUGCGAAGAAGAAAGAUUCUCCAGCGUUGCCGGAACGUUCUAGAACAGCAAAAUUUAUGAAAUGUUUUGAUGAUCCAGGGUCGUUGAUAUCACUUGAACUGCAAGAGCAAUGUUUACCCGUCGAAUACCGUUGUGACCGGAGGACACUGAGGCUAGUACAGGAUAGGAAGCGAAAAUUAUUUCACAGUCAAAUCUAUGAGGACGAACUGGGAAUGAAGAAGCUGUACAUUCAGCUUGUUUCAGCAGAAAAAUUUAACAAUUAG
Gongylonema pulchrum is the source of this 852-nucleotide messenger RNA. The record is from the annotation of a GenBank genome assembly. Lineage: Eukaryota; Metazoa; Nematoda; Chromadorea; Rhabditida; Gongylonematidae.